This is a messenger RNA of Marchantia polymorpha subsp. ruderalis, 2791 nucleotides long. The record is from the annotation of a GenBank genome assembly. Lineage: Eukaryota; Viridiplantae; Streptophyta; Marchantiopsida; Marchantiales; Marchantiaceae.
UCGUUGUGAAUUGCGGAAUCGUGCGCGCGUGCGAGAAUUUGUGGAUUGGGCGUCACCGCUGCAGAUUCUCCAUGUCAAUCUGCGGGGGCCCGAGCGCCCUCUCGUGCUGCAACGCUGCAGCCCGUCCUCGCGAGAGAAAUGUCGGUCCGCAUCGUGCGCCGCGCGUUCGAUGCUCGGCAAUUGUCAGCUCCAGGCCGAGAGUCAGAAUCAAGGGAGGGUUCUCAUCGACAUUCCUGUGCAAUGGCUGGUUCGGCAGAGCCUCUGCAGCAGAAUCAGCAGCAUCAUCAUCAGCAGCAGUAGUAGGGGCCAGAAGGCCGAGCCGGAGAGGCGUUUUCGAGCUGGACGGAGACAGCGAUGACGAGGACGAGGAGUUCGAUGAAGAUUGGGAGUCGGACAUAUUUGAAGAUUUUGACAGGCCCGAGGGCGAGGUGGGGAGAGCCAGAAAGGCCGGUGUCAGUGGCAAUGGAGAGUCGCGUUCCGCCGGCGAGAGGGAGGAGAAAGUGGACGACUGGGCCGAGAAGGCCCGGCAGCGAGCAAUUCUGUCCAUUCAGGCGAGAGGGCUGCCGGUGGCCGCUUUGGUGGACGAGCGACCGAAGAAGAAGAAGAAGAAACGAAGCAAGAAGAAGGUUCAGGGUGUAGAUGUCAAGGUCGAGAAGUCGGUUCGAGCUGAAUUUGACCCGAAGGUUGUGGCACCUCCUCCUGCGUAUGUGGACCCCCCCUUGGACAGCCCUUUCCUGGCUGCUUUUGGCUCUGGAGAAGGCCUCAAAGAAUUAGCUGGGCUUGGAAAUUACUGGAAGAGUUUGGGUCAAGCGGGAGAGAUAAGAAUUCAGGAGGACGUGCGGCCGAAGGAGGUGGAAUUACUGAUUGAAGAAAACUCUGGACUCGUGAGGCCGGGACCAAUGUCUGGAUUCCCAAAAGGAUCUCCAGGAAAGACAAGCAAGCAGAGACGUCAAGAUGAUUUUGACUUGAACAGAAGUCUGGUUGAAGCAAGCAAUGCCGAGGAAGUGCUUUCUCUAGUUGGCAGCGUUCUAGAGAGCAGAGCUGGGGUACAAGACAAUGAUCUUUUGAGUCCUACUAACGUGUCCACUGCUCUUCAUCGAAUUGCGAAGCACAUGGAGAGAGAAGCCACGCACAAAAGUGAUAGACUCUCUUUUGCCCGCAAGAGGACAAUGGCUUUACUUGUUAGUGCAGCCACAGAAUCCCUCUCACAAUGCUCAGCUCAAAGUAUCUCCAAUAUAGCUUGGGCUCUUUCAAAAGUAGGCGGAAGCUCUCUGUACUGGGCGGAAAUGGACCUCUUAGCAGAGGCGGCUCUGUCGAAAAUUUCAGAUCUACAAUCCCAGCAUAUAGCUAACAUCGCUGGCGCCUUCGCUUCGAUGCAGCACUCUCUCCCUUAUUUGUUUGAUGCUCUAGACCAAAGGGCAUGCUUACUUUAUCACACUUUCCAGCCUCAAGAGCUUGCGCAGUUCUUGUGGGCCUUUGCGACUUUGAAUGAGCCAGCAAAGCGUCUGCUCGAUUUGCUGGAUUCAGAAUGUGAAAACUCUGAACAGAGCAAUGAAGAAAGAAUCUCGAGAUCGACUCCGGGCUCUGGUGAGCUAUCAAGCAACUGGACAUCUGCCGAGUCUCACUUCGCCAAGUUUACUUUAAGCGAGCUGUCUAGCUUAUCCUGGUCUUACACAGUUUUGAAUGAGCUAAGUAGACCCUCUUUCGCACUUAUUUGGAGCCUCAUAGUAAAAAUGAGCCAAGGAAACGCAAAGCAUUUUCAAGUUCUUUCUGGUCAAACUAUGCAGUUAUCCCAACUUCAUCAGGUCACUUUAAGUUUGGAGUUGGAGUAUCCUGAGUUGGACCUUCUUCCUGGAGAGCCACUGCGAUCAAUGGCGGAGUCAGAGUGGGAAAAACUGAAAAUUGGGAAGAAGUCAACAUCUACCACUCAGAGAGAUGUAGAAAUAUUACUGACUAGCACAGGACGCCAAUGGGUUGGAGAAUAUAGCGCCGCAAGUCAUUCCUUGGAUGCAGCCCUGGUGGAAGAGAGAAUUGCACUAGAGAUCGACGGACCCACUCACUUCGCUCGUAACACAGGAAGAGCCCUCGGUCAUACUGUCUUGAAACGGAGACAACUGUCUGCUGCUGGGUGGAUCGUUCUGUCCAUUCCGUAUCAAGAGUGGGACGAGUUACUUGGAGAAGCCGAACAGUUGGAGUAUUUGCGUGACCUUCUCAAGCAACAUCUCUGAUCUGAAUUCGAUCUUCGAUAAAUGGAGGAGGUAAAACACUUGGAUCAGGACGAUUUCUGAGGUGGCUUUAAGUAGGAUCUGGCGUCGGAAAAGUUGAAAUAUACAAUAUCCGUGAACGUGUGAAGAUCAGAUAUUUUCGGUCGGGGUCCCAGCUUCGGAUUCUUCGAUGAAGGCAAAUCCCAGUGAGAAAUUAGUGUCUGUCGAUACAGUAUCGUGACCUAGCUGAUGGGAUGUGCUUGCCUUCAUAUUUGCUCUCUCAACGUUUGGAUGUGCCAAAACGAAUUGCCGCACCGUCCUUUUGUUAUUAUUUGAAAAGAUGUGCUCUAAACUUGUACACAUACCACUAGCUUUCAAGGGCUAGAAGAUUACAGCAUACCAGCUAUCCCACAUUGCCGCACCUCUGGUCUUUAGAACGACACAGAUAUAGCGGCUCGGCAUUCAAGUUCUUCUAAGAACCAAUUGUACUAUUUCAAGUGGCUCGAGUAUUUCGUUAAGCUGCUUUGAGUUGUAACAAGCCAAUUUUUUUGAAUCUGAAAGUCAGGCAAUUAUACAUCUGGGGACAA